AUGUCUUACAUUUCAGAAGAGCUUGUCAGAAAAUUAUUACUCCUGUUAGGGCUACCUCUGGGCCUGGGGCAGUGCAAGACCAGUAUAAAAGCCAGUGCAGGUCUUUGGUCUCUCAUCCACUUCACUCUCCUUCUUCUAUUUCGGAACCAGGUGCACCUCCAGCCCCACAACAUGUCCUGCUACAACCAGUGCCAGCCCUGCCUGCCGUGUCAGCCCUGCUGCCCAACCCCACUGGCCAACAGCUGCAAUGAGCCCUGUGUCAGGCAGUGCCAGAACUCCACCGUCGUCAUCGAGCCCUCCCCUGUGGUGGUGACCCUGCCCGGACCCAUCCUCAGCUCCUUCCCACAGAACACUGUUGUGGGAUCCUCCACCUCCGCUGCUGUUGGCAGCAUCCUCAGCUGUCAGGGAGUGCCCAUCAAUUCUGGGUGCUGUGACCUCUCUGGCAUUUCCAGCCGCUACUGUGGCAGGAGGUGCCCCCCCUGCUAA
This is a messenger RNA of Gavia stellata (red-throated loon), 486 nucleotides long. Its product is annotated as feather keratin Cos1-1/Cos1-3/Cos2-1-like. The record is from RefSeq and is a predicted model, not a curated record. The transcript is spliced from 2 exons. NCBI's taxonomy places the organism in Eukaryota, Metazoa, Chordata, Aves, Gaviiformes, Gaviidae. Gene Ontology annotation, molecular function: structural constituent of cytoskeleton. Gene Ontology annotation, cellular component: intermediate filament. Bases 1 to 486 code for a protein of 161 amino acids.